Messenger RNA from Hyaena hyaena (striped hyena), 999 nucleotides. RefSeq names its product T cell leukemia homeobox 1 (gene TLX1). The record is from RefSeq and is a predicted model, not a curated record. Gene Ontology annotation, biological process: animal organ development; regulation of transcription by RNA polymerase II. Gene Ontology annotation, cellular component: nucleus. Bases 1 to 999 code for a protein of 332 amino acids. Gene Ontology annotation, molecular function: RNA polymerase II cis-regulatory region sequence-specific DNA binding; DNA-binding transcription factor activity, RNA polymerase II-specific. The transcript is spliced from 3 exons. NCBI's taxonomy places the organism in Eukaryota, Metazoa, Chordata, Mammalia, Carnivora, Hyaenidae.
AUGGAGCACCUGGGUCCGCACCAUCUCCACCCCGGCCAUGCGGAGCCCAUCAGCUUCGGCAUCGACCAGAUCCUCAACAGCCCGGACCAAGGCGGCUGCAUGGGGCCCGCCUCGCGCCUUCAGGACGGAGAAUACGGCCUUGGCUGUUUGGUUGGAGGAGCCUACGCUUACGGCGGCGGGGGCCCAGCAGCCGGGGCGGGGGCCGGGGGCGCGGGGGCCUAUGGUGCUGGCGGUCCCAGCGGCCCUGGUGGCCCAGCUAGCGGCAGCGGCGGCGCCUGCAGCAUGGGCCCUCUGGCUGGCUCCUACAACGUGAACAUGGCCUUGGCGGGCGGCCCCGGUCCGGGAGGCGGCGGCGGGGGCGGCGGGGGCAACGGGGGAGCGCUGAGCGCUGCAGGGGUGAUCCGGGUGCCCGCGCAUAGGCCGCUGGCUGGAGCGGUGGCCCACCCCCAGCCUCUGGCUACCGGCUUGCCCACCGUGCCCUCCGUGCCUGCGGUGUCGGGUGUCAACAACCUCACCGGCCUCACCUUCCCCUGGAUGGAGAGUAACCGCAGAUACACAAAGGACAGGUUCACAGGUCACCCCUAUCAGAACCGGACGCCCCCCAAGAAGAAGAAGCCGCGCACGUCCUUCACGCGCCUGCAGAUCUGCGAGCUGGAGAAGCGCUUCCACCGGCAGAAGUACCUGGCGUCGGCCGAGCGCGCCGCCCUGGCCAAGGCGCUCAAAAUGACCGACGCGCAGGUCAAAACCUGGUUCCAGAACCGGCGGACCAAGUGGAGGCGGCAGACCGCGGAGGAGCGUGAGGCUGAGAGGCAGCAGGCGAACCGCAUUCUCCUGCAACUGCAGCAAGAGGCCUUCCAGAAGAGUCUGGCGCAGCCAUUGCCCGCCGAUCCGCUCUGCGUGCACAACUCUUCGCUCUUUGCCCUGCAGAACCUGCAGCCGUGGUCGGACGACUCCACCAAGAUCACCAGCGUCACGUCCGUCGCGUCCGCCUGCGAGUGA